This is a messenger RNA of Thrips palmi, 1961 nucleotides long. RefSeq lists its product as uncharacterized. The transcript is spliced from 9 exons. Gene Ontology annotation, biological process: immune response. Gene Ontology annotation, molecular function: tumor necrosis factor receptor binding; receptor ligand activity. The coding region runs from base 332 to 1399 and encodes 355 amino acids. NCBI's taxonomy places the organism in Eukaryota, Metazoa, Arthropoda, Insecta, Thysanoptera, Thripidae. Gene Ontology annotation, cellular component: membrane. The record is from RefSeq and is a predicted model, not a curated record.
AUACUGUAGCCUUUGCAGCUCCACACACUUCGUGUGUGCCGGCAAGUUGGAGAAUAGGCAACCGCGGAAAAAGUGGUCACGUUUUGAAAUACGACCCCGUCAAGGAAAGGGAAAUGUAUGGCCUCAGUCCGCGACUAUUUGGCAGGAUGGGGUGCUGCUGAUCAGAUAUGAGAUAAAGCAAGAAAUGAAGAUAAAACUUUCCUCAUUUGACUGACUUGGCCUUUUACUUCUUUACAGUGCUAAUAAAGUUGCCGAGUGAAGAACACUGUAAAGGGGGAAAGUGGAAACCUCUUUCAUGUUGAACUCACUGACGUGAACUAGAAGUUUUUCUAUGAUGAAGUUACCUCUAUUUCAGAAGACUUCUUCUAAGAGCGAAAGUAAACCAAGCAGUACUAAAUGCAAACACAAAAUAGCACCACCUGAUUGUGAAAUUCAAGGUUCCAUUGAAAUUCAGUUUGGUAAUUAUCCUUUGUCAACCUACCUCAUUCCCUACUUUCUUUUGUCUUGGCUUCCUUUCUUGCUCAUCCUUUUCCUUGUGCAUAAUGCUCUAUCCGAUCAAAUGGAAAGCCAAAGAUUAGAAGUGGCCAGUUUAAAAAGACAUACAAGAUUUCUAAAUGAAGAGGUGGAUUCUUUGAGAAAUGCUCUCAACUCUUUCAAAGCAGGACUUCCCUUAAGUCAAACUCAGAAGUUUGUUAAUGAAAAUCCUGAGGAAAUAAAGUUAUCAAAUGUUCAAGACUUAGAAACUUAUGUUCAGAGAGAGAAGCGUAGUGUUGAUUCUGAAUUUAAAAGUGGUCUCAAAGAAUCUAGUUCAUCCCAGAGAAAAGUAACAAUCAACAACAACACAGGCAGAAGAGGGAAUCAGUCGCGUAAGAAACUCAAAACUUCUGUUCAAGCACGAUGCAGACGUCAAUGCCUCAGGCGUCUCAAUUUCAGUAACUCCAAGCGUAGUGGUUUUUUAGCCUUACAUCUUAAAGGAGCUCAUCCAGAAAAUGUUGUUGAAGCUGGGCAUGUGGGACCAUGGUUUGUUGAUUCCAAGGCAAUAAAAGAAAGUAAGGUUUCAUCUUCUUUUCAAUUGAGAGAGGACAAUGAAAGUGUCGAAAUUGAAACUGCUGGCUUAUACUUCAUUUAUGCGCAGGUCUAUUACCUUACAUCACAUGCUCUGAAUAGUUACACUAUCAUGGUCCUUCCAAAAGAUUCUGACAAUCCAAUCACUUUGGCGUAUUGCAGUAGUAAUGCAGUGUCUUCGAAUUCCACAUCAGAAGUGAGUUGUUAUACAGCCGUACUAUAUACACUGCAUGUAGGGGAUCGCAUUUAUGUGCAACAACGUGAAAAACACCGCAGGCUGAUUAUGCGUUCUGGGCAUUCAUUCCUUGGUCUCAUUAAGUUCAGUGGAAUUUAGAACAAUGUUUCUUUCAUAAGACCUAAGCACUACAGGUACUGGGCAUGUUUUGUUUCAGUAUUUAAACAGGCUUCUCUAAAAAAAUUACUCUUGGUUACUCUUUGCAGGAAGUAAUUCUAUAUUGAAUGAGAUAGAUGUUGGAAUGGAUUUUAUUUUAUAUUAUUCUAAGAGACCAAUUAUUUUUGUGGCCUGACCAGAUAAAAGUUGUUCCUGGAGCCACUGAAAUGCAGUUGGUUCUUGUAAUGUUAGUGUUAGCAUUGUUUUGUUACCCUGUUCUUAGUUAGUGUAGUGCCUUAGUUUGUAUUCACCUCAACAGUUAAGGAUUUUGUUUUAAAAAAAGAGAGAGAGAGAGAUGCUUUGGUUUAGGGCUUGAGAGCUAUCUCCAUUCUGGUUAAUAAUGCUGGAUAGUCAAUGUGAAUGUGGUUUUUAUCCACCUGUUUUAUCAAAUAGAACUGUGUUUGGAGAAAAGUAUAUUUCUGACUGGUCAUUGAAAGGAAAUUACGAAAACUUCUGUACCUGAUUAAUUUUGUUUAUUUCAGUAUUAAAAAAAUUACAUACAAAA